Molecule: messenger RNA, 1392 nt
Organism: Penicillium robsamsonii
Lineage: Eukaryota; Fungi; Ascomycota; Eurotiomycetes; Eurotiales; Aspergillaceae
Exons: 3
Coding region: 1-1392 (463 amino acids)
Biological process (GO): transmembrane transport
Molecular function (GO): transmembrane transporter activity
Source: RefSeq, a predicted model, not a curated record
AUGGCUUCAUCUGACCACCUUGACAACAUGACCUCAUUCGAGAAGAAGCCAAUGGGAUACGGAUGGCGCUCGUCGAAAUUCUUCGUUGUCCCAAUACUAAAGUAUAUGAUCGAGGAUCGUCUUCACCUCGACCCUUCCAAAACCCAAGGUAUCACAUCAGCAGCACUUUCAAUCCAUGCCCUGGCCUGCUUCGCGUCUGGGCCAAUUAUCGGUAAUUUUGCAGACCGAUAUUCUUCACGAAAAGGUCCUAUGCUGCUCUCUUUAUUGGGAGAAAUAUCAGGGACAAUCAUUGUCGCUGCGGCCACAUCCUGUAUGUCAUCGUCUGUCUUGAUUUACUUAUCAAUAUCCUGGUUAGAGCUAACCUAUACGGUUUGGGUAAAAGUGCCAGUACUUCUUUUUGGGCGUGUGAUUCAGGCCGUUGCCGGCAAUGCAGCAUGGAUUAUUGGCUUCGCAACAAUUGCGGACACCGUUGGGGCCGAGAAUAGGUCGCGAACUAUGUCAACAGUUUCAGUAUUUUUUAUUUCUGGGAUGCUAUUCGGCCCAAUGAUCUCGGGCUCGCUGAUAGGUCUUGUUGGAUACUGGUCAACCUGGCUUGCAGCGAUUGGUAUCCUCGUAAUUGAUGUGAUCAUGCAGCUUCUAAUGAUCGAGAGACCCAAAGGCGAAAUGAAGGACGCUGAAAACGUAUCUGGGUCUGGCUUCCGCUCACCAGACGAGACAUCCAAUCUUCUUUCCGGGCAACCUAGUCAACUUCAACCCGACCGCAGUUCACGGCAGAGUUCUUCUACCACAUGCAGAGAUCAGAGUUUCUACGGAGUUAUUCUAACUAAUCCCCGUGCUCUGACUGCCAUGGCAUGUCACGCAACUAUCAGUCUUACCCUAGCCUGCCUCGACACUACCCUGCCUUUGCAUGUCUCUCGAACCUUUGGUUGGGGUCCUUUUCAGAUAAGCUUGAUGUUUUUACUUUUACAAUUACCGACAUUAUUGCUUUCCCCUCUCACUGGAUGGAUCAAAGACCGCUGGGGAACGAAAGCUCCGUCUGCGGUAGGAUUCAUACUUCAUGCCCCUCUAUUCUGGCUCCUCGGCGCUGCAGGUCCCAAAGGUCUGUCAUUCGUGGGCCCAGCGCAAAUAAGCGAAACAAUCUACACAUCUAUCAUUGUCGGGUUGGGUGUUGUCCGAACGCUUGUUACUGGCUGUGGCACAAUAGAGAUGACCGGCGUUAUUACCGAGCUGCAGGAAACGCGACCGGCCAUAUUUGGCUCCGGUGGUGGAUUUUCAAGGGCAUUCUCUCUUAUAAACAUGAGCUGGACAUUCAGUAUGUUCAUUGGGCCAAUUCUGUCAGGCAUUUUGACCGAGACAGUGGGAUAUUACUACAUGAAUUUGUGCCUUGGUUAG